AUGACUGUUCUUGGAUUAUAUUGGAAUCCAAAGGAAGAUACAAUUGCACUAAAACCUACGGAAGCCCAUGAAGUCGAGACUAUAACCAAGCGUGUUAUCCUGAAAGUCGUAGCUUCAACAUUUGAUCCGCUUGGAUUAUUUUCUCCAGUAACUUUGAAUGGAAAGCUGCUGAUGCAACAGCUGUGGAAAGAGAAGCUUGAUUGGGAUGAUAUCGAUGAACAUGUCCAAGAGUGGAAAACAAUCAAGCUCGAUCUUGAAAGGAUACCCACCUUCAAAUUGAAAAGAUGUGUUACCAAUGAAGCUGAUGACAGUGUGACCUACAGUUUGGUGUGUUUUUGUGACGCCUCUGAAAGGGCGUAUUCGUCGGCUAUUUAUCUUCGCCAAAUAACCGACAGGGCCAUCAAAGUAGAGCUUAUCUUUUCUAAGGCAAGACUUGCUCCUGUGAAAGGAAUGACCAUUCCAAAAUUAGAGAUAAUGGCAGUUGUCAUCGGUGUUAGAUGCUUAGAGUAUGUUCAGAGUCAGGUCGGUGUGCCGAUUGAACAAUCGGUGUUAUACACCGAUUCUCAAUGUGUAUUAAAGUGGAUUUCAUCUGAGAAGAAACUUCCGGUGUUUGUUCAAAAUAGGGUAAAUGAGAUCAAGAAGCACACCGGUAUAAGAUUUGCAUAUGUAAAGACAACUGAAUACCCAGCUGAUAUCGCUACACGUGGAUAUACUGUUGAAAAGCUUACUAAAAGUGAAUUGUGGUGGAACGGACCAUCUUGGUUAAUGGACAGGUGUUAUAGUGUUCAUUGUGACUCAGAAUCAACAAUGUGCGUAUCAGAUACAUGCGUAUGUGUUGAACUGGGAAAUGAGCCAAGUGGUGAAAAUGAAAAUCAGAAGCAUGAACUCAAAACGAGCGACGAGUGUGAUGCACCGUUUGAUAUUCGGUAUGACACAUUCUCUUCCGUGACGAGACUCAUACGAGUUACAGCAUAUGUGAAACGAUACUUAGAUAAUCUGAGAUCUCCAGAAAAUAAGAAACGUGGUGCUCUCUCAACUUCAGAAAUAUGUGAAGCAGAGUGGUUAUGGUUAAAGUACAUUCAGAAGAAACACUAUGGAGACGUUUAUCUGGCUAUCAGCAGCAAGAAACCUAACAACCUACAACGUCAGCUAAACUUGACUCUAGACGACAGGGGUAGUUUGCGUUGCAGGGGAAGACUGCAGUAUGCAGAACUCACUGAAGGUUCGCGAAAUCCUAUACUGUUGCCUAGAAACGACAGGUUCACUCAACUGUUGAUUGAACAACAUCACAAACAAAUCAUGCACUGUGGAGUUUCUCAAACAUUAAGCUGUGUGCGUUACAAGUACUGGAUUCCUCAAGGACGAGCAGUGGUUAAAUCAGUACUUCGUCAGUGUAAUGUGUGUCGUCGUUCUGAAGGCGGUCCGUACAAAGUUCCGGAGAUGCCACCUCUGCCAAAAUCACGAGUGACAUCAGCACAGCCAUUUACAAACACAGGACUGGAUUAUUUGGGUCCCUUAUACAUCAAAUCGGCUGCUGAAAAGAAGAAAAUCUGGGUGUGUCUAUUUACCUGCUUAGUAACCCGUGCAAUACAUUUAGAGGUAGUGCAAGAUAUGUCCUCUGAAGAGUUUCUCCUUUCAUUCAGGAGAUUUGUAGCAUUGCGUGGUGUUCCGAAUGCAAUAACGUCCGACAACGCAUUACAGUUUAAAACAGCUGGCGCUACAAUGGAUAUGUUGUGGUCACACACACUUAAACACGAGGACGUUACUAGUUAUAUGUCCGAAAACAGAAUAAAGUGGCAUUUUAUUGUCGAACGUGCACCAUGGUUUGGCGGAUUCUAUGAGAGGCUUGUUGGCUUAGUUAAGAGGCCAUUACGCAAGACACUUGGCCGGAAGUUGCUAACUUUGAUUCAAAUGCAAACAGUUAUGAGAGAAGUUGAAGCGGUAGUGAACGCAAGACCGCUCGUGUAUGUUGAUGACGACAUCAACUCAACCAUCACUUUGACUCCGGGCCAUUUUCUGACAUUAAAUCCUAGAGUUGGUGUACCAGAAAUAGACGAUGACACAGAUGAUCUGCCGUACAUACCAUGUGAGAGCACAGCCGACAAACUGUUAGCUAUGUGGAAGAAGGGUAAUUCGUUGUUAAACCUGUUCUGGAAAAUGUGGAGAGACGACUAUCUGUUGAGUUUGCGAGAACGGACACAAACGCACUUAAAGAGUGGCAGAAUUCAGUCUUCAGCUCAACCUUGUGCAGGGGACGUAAUUCUUGUUAAGGACGAGCUUCCACGAGGCUGCUGGAAAAUGGGAAAAAUCAAAAGGCUACGAACAAGUGGUGACGGAUAUGUACGGUCUGCAGAAGUGCAGCUAGCAUCGGGUCGUGUUAUCAGACGACCUUUAAACCUGAUGUUUCCAAUUGAAACAUCCAAACAGCAUAGUGUGUAUAUCGGAGAAGCGAGGUCUACACUGGGUCCUUCACCUAGACCGCAGCGCAAGGCUGCAAUCGAAGCUCUGCAUAAAAUUCGAGCGUUAGAAUAUUAG
This is a messenger RNA of Mya arenaria, 2535 nucleotides long. RefSeq lists its product as uncharacterized. Gene Ontology annotation, biological process: DNA integration. Bases 1 to 2535 code for a protein of 844 amino acids. Gene Ontology annotation, molecular function: nucleic acid binding. The transcript has a single exon. Lineage: Eukaryota; Metazoa; Mollusca; Bivalvia; Myida; Myidae. The record is from RefSeq and is a predicted model, not a curated record.